AAGCAUAAGGGCAUUUCAGCCUUUAUAGUACCAAAGAAUAUUAAAGGAUUUUCAUUAGGCAAAAAAGAAGACAAACUCGGUAUACGUGCGUCGUCCACGUGCCAAUUAAUUUUCGAAGACUGUGUUAUACCAAAAGAAAAUUUAUUGGGAGAUCCUGGAUAUGGGUUUAAAAUUGCUAUGCAGUCGCUCGACGCUGGUCGAAUAGGCGUUGCUGGACAGGCUUUAGGAAUUGCUCAGGCAUCUUUAGAGGUUGCAUGUGAAUAUGCCCAGAAAAGAAAUGCAUUUGGAAAGCCAAUAUCAAAAUUACAAGCAAUACAGCAAAAACUAGCGGAUAUGGCACUUCGUGUGGAAGCAGCUCGAUUGCUUACUUGGCGAGCUGCUUGGUUAAAGGAUAAUAAAAAAUCAUUUAGUAAAGAAGCGGCUAUGGCUAAGUUAGCUGCAUCUGAAGCAGCUACCUAUUGUUCUCAUCAAUGUAUACAAGUUUUAGGUGGUAUGGGUUAUGUUACAGACAUGCCCGCUGAACGUCAUUAUCGCGAUGCACGAAUAACUGAAAUUUAUGAGGGAACAUCUGAAAUACAAAGAUUAGUUAUUGCUGGUGCUGUACUAAAGGAAAUGGAGACAAACUAAAUUGUAUGACAACACAAUAAAUUAAUCACACUAUAUACACAAAACUAUUGAUCCUUACAUUUUUGAUAUGUUCGUUUUUAUAUAAUAAAUAUUAUGAAUGCAUAUAAAAUUAUGUGUAAUUGCUUAUUAAAUGCUCAGGGUUACCGUAGAAUCUAUAGAAUUCUCAAAUAAAUAAUU
Molecule: messenger RNA, 804 nt
Organism: Teleopsis dalmanni
Lineage: Eukaryota; Metazoa; Arthropoda; Insecta; Diptera; Diopsidae
Product: short-chain specific acyl-CoA dehydrogenase, mitochondrial-like
Exons: 1
Biological process (GO): butyrate catabolic process; fatty acid beta-oxidation using acyl-CoA dehydrogenase
Cellular component (GO): mitochondrion
Source: RefSeq, a predicted model, not a curated record